Molecule: messenger RNA, 603 nt
Organism: Auxenochlorella protothecoides
Lineage: Eukaryota; Viridiplantae; Chlorophyta; Trebouxiophyceae; Chlorellales; Chlorellaceae
Product: Cyclic phosphodiesterase
Exons: 4
Coding region: 1-603 (200 amino acids)
Biological process (GO): cyclic nucleotide metabolic process
Molecular function (GO): 2',3'-cyclic-nucleotide 3'-phosphodiesterase activity
Source: RefSeq, a predicted model, not a curated record
AUGACGCCCAAUGCAGUGGAGUCCUUCUCCCUGUGGCUCAUGCCCCAUGACGGGGCUCCAGAGCAUCCAUACAAUGAGCGUCUCCAGAGAGAGAUCAAUGCCCAGGCCAACCGGAUUGCGGGGGCUCCCAGCUUUGCUCCCCAUGUUACCCUGCUAGGGGGCAUCGAGGGCACCGAGGAUGAUGUCCUGGAGCGAGCCGACAGGCUAGGGGCCCAGCUCAAGCCCUACGUGAUCAAGUUUGAUAAAGUUAAGGCCGGCACUUCUUUCUUCCAGUGUGUGUUCAUUAAAUGCCAGGAGACGCCGGCAGUCAUGCAAGCGGCACAAGAAGCCCGGUCCAGCUACGGAAAGGACCCAGACGAGGUCUACAUGCCACACCUGUCCCUCCUGUAUGCAGACAUCACCCAAGAACAGCGGGAGGCUGUGGCCCAAGAAGCGCAGGCCAGGAUCUUCCCUGGCCUGCUGGACAGCAUUUUCCUACAAAAAGGUGACCCCGGCGUGGGCACCGGGUUCCUGGUAGACAGCAUGUCGCUGUGGCGCACGCCCACAGAGGACAAGAGCCUGAAGAACUGGGAGCUGGUGGCCACCAUCCCCCUGACAGGAUGA